UAGAUAUCUACCGGCGGAUGACUACUCCUGUGGCGCGCUCGUGAGGCUUCUCAAUCACUCAAUGUGGCCAGUGUUCCCCUCCCCCAAGCGAUGCCGGCAUGUGUCUAGACCGUCCCGUCUGCAGGACGGCUUUCAUUUAAGGUCUGGGGAACCUUGACCGAGGACCCCAUAAAGCAGUUCGUGUUUACGUAACAGUCGGCCUAACUGAACCUCUUAUUGAGUUUCUGUUACUAAUGUUCAAAAAACCUUGACCACCCGCCCUUGUCUUUGAAAAGAAGAGAAAAGCUCGAGUUAAGACUCAAUUCCUCUGGCUACCUCCUACUCAAGAAGAAAGGGUAGAAAGAAGAUCCACCUGGAUGACGGUCCUGUGAUCAACAUGUAUUUCCAGCACUUUUAUUCUGUCCUUUACCACCACUUCACAUCAUCGUAAACAGGUUUCCGGCCUGAUCCAGAGAGGUGGGCAACUAAUACCUCCAAUAACUGCCGUGCCAUUAUAAACCCAAAAACACAAUAGCGUGUGGCGUCCCCGGGGCUUGUCCUCUUUCACGCAGCACAGUCGACCGGAAAUCCUUGCCAGCGGGUUCAUCCCGUUUUCUCGAACCGGGAUGGAAAGUUCCACUUCUAUUGACUACAUACGUAAUAAUCAUUGGGGACACGAAAUUUUCUUUCCGGAUGACUGGCCACCACCGCCGCCUGGUACGGAUUCGACCUUGGGAGAGAGAGGGUCGAGGUGGUGGAUUUCUCUUGUUUUCUAUCCCUGGAGGAUCUAAUUCCACUUCAUCGACUGACUCUUCUGAUGACCGGACUCCCCCCAGGGUCCCUGAAGCCCAAAGGUCCGAACUCGGGGCCGCUGGGGCGAUUUAGGUUUCCCUUCAAAAGGGUCACCAUCCCGAGGUCCUCGACCAACCUGCUCACGACCACCUUGCUCAACCUCACGCCACACAGCAGACAACCAAACCCCCCGCCUGAACUACUGUUCCGAAUCCCUCGAACAAAUUGCGGUUGUGGAUCCGAGAACCUUUGUGUGACAAUGUGGGACUAGUCGACGAGAACUAUAAUGAUCCCCAACACAACUAUUCCCCCCGCGGCGGAGCCCGCCGACGACCAGAUCGCCGCGACCGCGAACCAGAAGAAGAACAGCAAGACCGGCAGAAACGGCAACGGCAACGGCAACGGCAGCGGUCAUGGCUCGAGUAGACUGUUCGCCCAGGACGACGACGACGCCACCAGCGAGAAGCUGGUCGGCGAGAUGACCGAGUUCGAGAAGCGCAAGAUCAUGGCUGGAAACGCCAAGUUCCACCGCCUCGGCUGGAAGCGUCUCGUGGUCGUCCUGAUCGUCCAGGCCGUCGCCCUGGGCUCGCUGUCCAUCCCCGGCGCCUUCGCCACCCUCGGCAUGGUCGCCGGCGUCAUCUGCUCCAUCGGCAUCGGCCUCAUCGCCAUCUACACGUCCUACAUCGUCGGCAAGGUCAAGGUCAAGUUCCCGCACGUGGAACACUACCCCGCCGCGGGAGGGCUCAUGUUUGGCCGCAUCGGGUCCGAGGUCGUCGGUGUCAUGCUGGUGUUGAUGCUGGUGCUUCUCACCGCCUCGCACUGCUUGACGGGCACCAUUGCCUUCCAGGUCAUCACGGAGAGCCACAUCUGCAGCGUCGUCUGGGGCGUCGUUUCCGCCGUGAUCCUCAUCCUGCUGGCGAUCCCGCCCAGUUUUGCCGAGAUGGCCAUCCUGGGCUACAUCGAUUUUGCCUCCAUCAUCCUCGCCAUUGGAAUCACCAUGAUUGCGACGGGAGUCACCAACUCCGCGAGCGAGACCCCGGCUCAAUGGUCGGCGUGGCCGAAGGAGGACAUCAGUUUCUCCAGUGCCUUCCUGGCCAUUUGCAACAUCUUCUUUGCCUACAGCUUCUCGAUAUCGCAGUUCUCCUUCAUGGACGAGAUGCACACGCCGACCGACUACAUGAAGUCCAUCUGGUCCCUGGGAAUUCUCGAAAUCAUCAUCUACACGCUCACCGGAGCGCUCAUCUACUCCUUUGUCGGCCCGGACGUGCAGUCCCCGGCCAUCUUAUCCACUUCGUCAACCGUUGCCAAGGUGGCGUUUGGCGUCGCGCUCCCUGUCAUCUUCAUCAGCGGUUCAAUCUGCACGACGGUUGCGGCACGAUAUAUCCACGGAAGGGUGUACAAGGACAGCAUUACACGCUACAUCAACACCAAGGAGGGUUGGAUAACAUGGCUGGCCCUGAUCACUGUGUUUACCUGGAUCGGAUUUGUCGUCGCGGAAGCCAUUCCCUUCUUCAGCGAGUUAAUCGGCAUGGUCUCGAGCCUGCUCAAUUCCGGCUUCACGCUGUAUAUCCCAGCCAUGAUGUGGUUCAUUCUCAUCAAGGAGGGCAAGUGGUACAGCAAGAAGAACAUCUUCUGGAGUAUCUUGAACGGCUUGAUUUUCAUCAUGGGACUGAUCGUCUUGGUUGGUGGCACGUACUCAUGCAUCAAGAGCAUUAUUGAUCAGUACAGUGCCGGAACUAUAAAGAACGCAUUCUCAUGUGCUCUGCUGAUCUAAGAGACUUGCAAUUCUUUUGGGCCAAGACAAGACGGAGCGUCAAUGACUUGUGGCACAGUCCUUUCUUGUGGCGGUAUUCUGAGAUUUGACUGAAGCAAAAAGCUGCGAUUAUGUCAGUGAAGUGUGUGCCACGGCUGUGUUGCAAAUAACACAGACAAGCCAUAGGACGAUUCAGAGAGGAAGCUAAAAGAUGGCGGCAGAGCAAAUAGAUAAAAGACUACAUAUGUAAAACCAUGGUGGUGUUUAAUGGAUGAACCUGAGUGGAGAUUGACUUCAUAGCUGCUGUACACUGGGCGGUAAUCUACAUGUCGACAGUUGAGGCUAUGGAGCUCAACUGUGACGCGUGAAAUGUUCUACCGAGAUAGCAGUAUUCGAAUAGCAAUCCGGUCAACUACAGCGCGCAAAUUUACGCGCUUAACCAUGUGAGAUUUGUUCGGCUUCUGCUAUCUUGAAUCGAGGUUGGUUGCAUCCAGUUAUAGCCAUCUAGCCCCAGACUCAAAUAUCCCACCGUUUACCCACAGUUGGUGGGUGGACUUUGUAACCAAGUUCUCCAAACCCAUGGAUGCUAGGGUUGUUGCUAUUCCUAAACUCGACUCACUUGCUCUGCAAGGUCCUCCCUGGAGCCAGGAGGAUUACCUGCCUUGUCUUCUUUUGAGACCAAGCUGAGAUACAUAAGAAGACGAUCGGUAAUCCCAUGAACCCGAACGAUUUGCUA
Molecule: messenger RNA, 3260 nt
Organism: Colletotrichum destructivum
Lineage: Eukaryota; Fungi; Ascomycota; Sordariomycetes; Glomerellales; Glomerellaceae
Product: Putative amino acid transporter, transmembrane domain-containing protein
Exons: 2
Coding region: 1058-2545 (495 amino acids)
Biological process (GO): amino acid transmembrane transport
Molecular function (GO): L-amino acid transmembrane transporter activity
Source: RefSeq, a predicted model, not a curated record